UAUCAGCUGUCCAUGCAAAACUAGUUUGUAGACAAGUCAUGGAAAUGGAUCAUCAGUAAUUUUGUUUGUCACACUUUGAUCUCUUUGGGGUACGGAAAUAGUAAUAAUAUUAUCAAUGUGGCGGGGGAGUAGUGAAGACAGAAUGUGAAAAUGCUCGCAUCAGCUCUCCGCCUUGUCGUCCGAGAUUUGCCAUCAUUUGGUAGAUCCUGGACUGAAGUGAGUUCUCGCGCAAAGCACUCUCUCCCCACACGUGGAUGUGAUGCAGUUGCUGUUUUCGCAUCUCAUCACAAUGCAUCUGAAGCCAGUCAGAGGAGUGGAACUGGUGAAGCCAGCAGUGCUACACUAUGUCAGCCACCAAUGCUGCUGACAAAUUCGCCCAUUCCAUCAUUCCUUGUGGACACUGUACAUCAUGGUGGAGUGCUGGAUAAUGUGGGUACAGUGAGAGAGCCGCAGCCAGUGCUUGACCAGGAUGGGUGUGUUGGACAUGUCAUACUUGACAACUGUCUCAUCAAUACCACCCAACCUAUUCUUGAUGAGGAGCCAUUGGAGGACAGUGAAAUGUUGCUGAUCAACAUCAAGAAGCGGCGCGCACUGAAAAUGAGAAAACACAAACUGCGCAAGCGUCGGAAGAAGUUCAUGAUUCGUAACCGGUUCAAGAGAAGACGAGAGAAGAUCAAGUACAAGAAGAAUUAGAUAUUGCACUUUUCUGGCGGCCCACAAGCGCCAUGUUGCGAAGGUGCGGUGUUGUACUGGGCUUUUAUAUCUGCAGUGUGGUGUGGGCGUGUAACUGUAUAUACAUGUAGAUAUUAUGAUUAUAGUGCACUUUAUGACUGUGCUGUAAAGUCCACUGCAAACGCCCACUUCGCAGCAAACACCCACCCCAGUGGGUCCAUACUAUAUUUGUCUUUUUCAGGUCAAUAAAGUUGUACAAAACCGUCA
Molecule: messenger RNA, 939 nt
Organism: Sycon ciliatum
Lineage: Eukaryota; Metazoa; Porifera; Calcarea; Leucosolenida; Sycettidae
Exons: 5
Coding region: 151-693 (180 amino acids)
Source: RefSeq, a predicted model, not a curated record